GUUAUCAUACACCAGCGUGUGCCUCACCCUGUGCCCUCUCCUCACUCCCGGCUGCAAUCUGGGAUCCAGCGCGUCUCUCCAUUCUCAAGCGGGCGCGCACGCACACACACACACACAUAAACACACACACACACACGCCAGCAGACCAUGCACAGACCACACGUUUUGCUUUGCCUCCUGAUCUCUCUAGGAUUGACAGGCAGCGACGAGCCAGCCUUGGAGAAGGAUUUGGGGGCAGAAGAGAGCGCCUCAGACCAUGCGGAACCUGGGAGCCAAGAAUGCUCCGCUUGUUUAUGGAGGGAGCACAGCAAAGCACUGAGGUUGGAAUCCAUUAAGUCCCAGAUCCUGAGCAAGCUGCGUCUCAAGCAAGCUCCUAACAUCAGCCGAGACAUUGUCAAUCAGCUCCUGCCUAAAGCUCCCCCGUUGCAACAACUGCUCGACCGCUAUGACAUCCAGGGAGAUGACUGCUCAGCCAAAGAGCCUGCUCUGGAAGAUGACGAGUAUCACGCCACGACUGAAACUGUCAUUACCAUGGCCGCCGAACCUGACCCCUGUGUCCAAGUGGAUGGGAGUCCAAAAUGUUGCUUUUUUAAAUUUAGCCCCAAAGUCACAUUUACAAACGUGGUGCGAGCUCACCUGUGGGUAUACCUGCGACCAGUACUGCACACCUCCACAGUGUACCUGCAAAUCCUCAGGCUGAAACCUGUGACGGAAAAAGGCAGCAGGCACUCGAGGAUCCGAUCCUUAAAAAUAGACAUGGACAGCCGCAAUGGGCGCUGGCAAAGCAUCGACUUUAAGCACGUUCUGCAGAACUGGUUCAAGCAACCGCAUACCAACUGGGGCAUUGAGAUCAACGUCUUUGAUAUGGAUGGGAAUGACUUGGCUAUCACAUCUCCGGGAAGUGGAGAGAAGGGAUUGCAACCAUUUCUGGAAGUUAAAGUGGCAGAAACAAACAAACGUACUCGCCGAAACCUGGGGCUGGAUUGUGAUGAGCACUCCACAGAGUCACGUUGCUGUCGCUUUCCGCUAACCGUUGAUUUUGAGGCCUUCGGCUGGGACUGGAUUAUUGCCCCCAAACGAUACAAAGCCAACUACUGCUCUGGUCAAUGCGAGUACAUGUUCAUGCAGAAAUACCCACAUACCCACCUGGUACAUCAUGCCAAUGCCAGAGGCUCAGCUGGCCCGUGCUGCACGCCAACCAAAAUGUCGCCUAUCAACAUGCUUUACUUCAACGACAAGCAAGAGAUCAUCAACGGGCAAAUCCCAGGCAUGGUGGUCGAUCGAUGUGGCUGCUCCUAAAAUGAAGAUCAGCCAAAUGUCUUUCCCCCUGUCAUUUGAAGCAUCAUUAUUCUAGAAUGUGAUGUCCAAACUAUGCCAUGCACUGUGCAAUAAGCAGAGAGGGAGAGAGAGAAAACAAAUUGGGCCUCAUUCAUCAGAAACAUAUUUUACAAACAAAAAGCAGCCAGUUAAUAAGAACUAGGACUAAUUGAUCCCAAGUCUCUGGGUUCUUCCCCUCCCCCCAACCCCACAACUGAAACAGUCACUGCUGAUCACAAUAGAAGAGCAAAUAGUCUGGGAGGAGUUACUGAGGCCACCAGCACCUGCAAAAUAAAUUAACAUUCUCAAUAAGCAAAGACAGCAGACCCUUGGUAACUGGUAUCAACUUGUCAGAUUUGAUUCCACAGGCUUGGCAAUUGCCCUGUUUAACGUUGCUGUUUAAACAAA
Amblyraja radiata (thorny skate) is the source of this 1725-nucleotide messenger RNA. Its product is annotated as growth/differentiation factor 11. Bases 148 to 1299 code for a protein of 383 amino acids. Lineage: Eukaryota; Metazoa; Chordata; Chondrichthyes; Rajiformes; Rajidae. The record is from RefSeq and is a predicted model, not a curated record. Gene Ontology annotation, molecular function: cytokine activity; growth factor activity. Gene Ontology annotation, cellular component: extracellular region. The transcript has 3 exons.